AUGUCUUCGAAUUNAUAUGAUCAAUGUGAUACUGAUGUUUGUUUAAACAACGGAACUUGUCUUCCCAUACCUGAUCCGAUUAGCAUAAAUUCCUACAAAUGUAUUUGUACUUCUCGAUUCUACGGUGACAAUUGUGAAAAUGAAAAAAUGUCUGUUCAUAUUCGACUCAAUAUCACACAGGAAGACAAAAUUCAUGCUGUCAUUAUGCAAUACUUCGACUAUAAUUAUGUAACACUCGAAUUGAUCAUCAGAAAUCAAAUUUUAUCGGAAGUUAUUCCAAAUAGUUUGAAUUUUAGUUAUGAACAACAGUUAGCGCCUGUUUUUGGUCUACUGAAAUUGUAUGGCAACGAUAAUGAACCGCGUUUUCAUCUGCUGUAUAUCAGAAAAAAGGAAACUAAUGCUCGUAUCAAUUCAAUAGUCAGUGAAAACACGACCUUCUGUCCGAAAGCAGACACAUUUCUUGUCAAUCAAAGUUUGUACUCGACAAUACCUCAUGUAUUUUUAUAUCACACAAUUUGUCAGCGACAAAAUUUAUCGACACAUCGUCAUAUGAUUUGCUUCCAUGAUGACAAUUAUUUAUGCAUUUGUGAAUCUAAUUUCCGUCGUGUUGAAUGUUUUGGCUAUGAUAGAUCGUUGGAUUCAUGUUCGUAUUGUAUCGCAAAUGGACGUUGUCUGAAAGGUGAUCUCGGAAAUUCCAGUAAUUUCUUAUGUCUUUGCCCAUAUUGUCAUUAUGGUCAUUUAUGUCAAUUUAGUACGAGAUUAUUAAGUUUCACUCUUAAUUCACUCAUGGCACCAAAUUCAUUCUUUGUUCAAAUACUUUAUUUAAAUUUAAUUAUUGUUUUGUUUGUCAUUGGUUUUUUCAGUAAUAUUUGCUCGAUAUUAACCUUUCAACGUAAAAAUCCACGAAAAUUGGGUGUUGGAAAUUACUUACUUAUUCUCUCAAUCAUUAAUCAAUUAUGUAUUCUUUUUCUCGCUCUUAAAAUCUUUCAAGUUGUCUUAGAAACACUUGUUCAAUUCUCGAAUGUCAUCUCAUGCAAAAUGAUCAAUUAUUUUUUGUCAGUAUUAACCCGUAUCAAUUACUGGUUAAGUAGUUGGAUCACUAUUGAACGACUUGCAAUCGUUCUUGUUCCAACGAUGACGCGUUUUAGACAAUCUCGAUUUGCUCUCUCUCUUAGUUUAUUAACUGUGUUGAUCAUUCAUAUUUUACACACACACGAACUGAUUUACUAUACUGUCGUUCAAUCAAUGUGUGUGGUCAAUUUCGAGAUUCAUCCAGGUGUUGCAUAUUACAAUCGUAUAUCUGUACUCAUUCAUUAUUUGUUACCGUUUUCUAUUCAAAUUAUUUCUAUUACUAUCCUUGUUUGGACAGCUGCUCAAAGUCGAGCAAAGUUGGCAAAAGAAUCCUUCUUUGAAGUACUUAAAAAGCAAUUCGAAAAGCAAAAAGAACUUUAUAUUACUCCAAUAAUUAUUGUAUUAAGUUUACUUCCUCAGACUGUACUCGCGUUCGCUUUCGCUUGCACGAAAUUGAAUCAAUCAUGGCAAAGGCAUACUUUAUUAAUCGCUUAUCUUCUAUCAUAUACCCCACAAAUAUUCAGCUUUAUGUUUUAUGUUAUUCCAUCAACUGUAUACAAAAACGAAUUUCAACAGACAUGGAUUGGAAAGAUACGAUACAUGAAAUGGUUAUUGAGAACUCGCUAA
Messenger RNA from Adineta ricciae, 1698 nucleotides. Lineage: Eukaryota; Metazoa; Rotifera; Eurotatoria; Adinetida; Adinetidae. The record is from the annotation of a GenBank genome assembly.